This is a messenger RNA of Acanthamoeba castellanii str. Neff, 429 nucleotides long. RefSeq lists its product as uncharacterized. The coding region runs from base 1 to 429 and encodes 142 amino acids. The record is from RefSeq and is a predicted model, not a curated record. NCBI's taxonomy places the organism in Eukaryota, Discosea, Longamoebia, Acanthamoebidae. The transcript has 2 exons.
AUGGAGAUCGCCACCAGGAAGACGCAGGAGGUCCACGCGCUGUACGUCAGCGGAUUGGUGGACAACGAAGUGUGCAAGUGCGUGCUCAAAUACUUUGUCAAGUGGUGUUGGGUCCACAGCAACACCAUCAAGGUGGUUGAUGAGUUCAUGUUUGCUGACAUCCUGCACCGUUGGCAGGAGGCGCACAAGGUGGCACUCCACAAGGCAAGCUUGGGUCAGCAUGGGGAGAAGGGCAAUGCGCUCAAGGAGAUCAAGUAUAACAGCUGGAGCACCAAGGCUGCCAGUCUGUUUGUUGUGCAACAGAGACACCUGCAAUACAUGUGCAUGAAGCAUGAUAUCAAUGAGGAGUUGAACAAGCACAUCAAUAACUAUGGUGCCUUUCUGGGCAAAGAUGGCUUCACAACAUGCUUCAACUUCACCAAAAAGUGA